This is a messenger RNA of Ictalurus punctatus (channel catfish), 1104 nucleotides long. RefSeq names its product mesoderm development LRP chaperone (gene mesd). Bases 41 to 661 code for a protein of 206 amino acids. Gene Ontology annotation, biological process: protein folding. The transcript has 3 exons. Lineage: Eukaryota; Metazoa; Chordata; Actinopteri; Siluriformes; Ictaluridae. The record is from RefSeq and is a predicted model, not a curated record.
CGAAAGCUCUCAACCAAUCCGCGAACACAAGGUUGGAAAAAUGGCGUCUUCCAUCAGAUGGAGAUGUGUAUCAGUGUUGCUUUUUGUGGUAUUUAUCCUGUCGGUUCAUUGUUCGAACAGUAAUCCUAAAAAGAAGAAGGAUAUUCGGGAUUACAAUGACGCGGAUAUGGCGAAGCUGCUGGAGCAAUGGGAGAAAGAUGAUGACAUUGAAGAGGGGGAUUUGCCAGAGCACAGAAGACCCUCCCCGCCCAUCGACUUCUCCAAAGUGGACCCUUCCAAACCCCAAGAUCUCCUGAAGAUGUCUAAGAAGGGAAAGACCGUGAUGGUGUUUGCAACGGUGUCCGGAAACCCCACAGAGAAGGAGACCGAGGACGUCACCAGCCUGUGGCAGGGCAGCCUCUUCAACGCCAACUUUGAUGUUCAGAGGUUUGUGGUGGGCUCCAACCGUGUCAUCUUCAUGCUACGUGAUGGCAGCUAUGCUUGGGAGAUUAAAGACUUCCUGACCCUCCAGGAGCGGUGUGAGGAUGUGACUGUUGAGGGCCAGGUGUUUCCUGGGAAAGCGGCCAACAAAGCCAACAAGGAGAAAGCGCAAAAUGAGACCAAGAAGAAGAAGGACAAGAAUGCAGCCAACCGUGUAAAUAAAAGCAAACAAGAUCUAUGACUGCACUGAUAUUGACGAGGUUUGUGGAGCAGAACAAAGGGGAAUUGAUGCCUUAAAUAGAGACUAUACUCUGAGAAGAACUAAUGAGCCCAGUUGUCGAGAGUGUUUCAGGCACUAUGUUCAGACAUGUAGUGCCUCAUUACUAUACAUGGUUAAAUCAAUGAUACCAUGCAGCUGGUCCUUGCUUACAGAAGGUACUUGCUUUAACAUCUGUCAGAAAGGACUUCAUUCAGUAUGCUGUUAUCUUUUUUGGUCCCUCACUCUUUAUUCAAGCAUUGUUCCACUAGAUUGAUCUAUUCAUUUUAAAAACAAUUGAAAUGAAAGGAUGCAUCAUUAAAAUGAUUUGGCCUUAUCAUAUAAUCCUACUUGUACUUCACCAUUAUAAGUAACUUUAGAUCAACAUAUUGCAUUUUGAAUCAAAAUAAAAACAGAUUUGUAAUACA